AUGGCGACAACAGCAGCACUAGAGCACGUGGCUCUCGCCCAAGCCCUGCCACCACGUCUCCUCCACUUCUUCAAACGCUUCCCACCACCCCAACUAACCACACCAACAUCCACGACCACCACCGAAACAUCGUCACCCCGCUGGAAAACCAACCCCUUCCUCGCCUCCAAGAACCCCACCACCGGCGCCUGGCAUUCACCCCACUACUCCCUCCGCCGCCAAGCCGACCUCUUCCGCCUCGCCAUCGACCACAACGUCCUAAGUCUAAUGCCCACCUCCCCCAAACACCCCCUCGUAAAAGAAGCCAAACGCAUCCAGCACGGUCUCCGCGUCAAAGGAACUGGAGAAGGGCAGAGGGUGAAGGGCAAGUACUGGGAGCGGACAUUGCAGAGUAGACUCGAUACGAGACGGCAGGCGAUGGAGAGAACGGGGACAUGGGAAAGGGUGGAAGAGGUAUCCUAG
This is a messenger RNA of Recurvomyces mirabilis, 462 nucleotides long. It is a transcript of the gene MRPL25, whose product is annotated as 54S ribosomal protein L25, mitochondrial. The transcript has 2 exons. Gene Ontology annotation, cellular component: mitochondrial large ribosomal subunit. NCBI's taxonomy places the organism in Eukaryota, Fungi, Ascomycota, Dothideomycetes, Mycosphaerellales, Teratosphaeriaceae. Bases 1 to 462 code for a protein of 153 amino acids. Gene Ontology annotation, molecular function: structural constituent of ribosome. The record is from RefSeq and is a predicted model, not a curated record.